AUGAAGCUCUUGGUUCUCUCGGCACUCGUGGUCGCAGCUUACGCGGCACCUCAAGGCUACAAUUUGGCCUCGCCAUCGGGAGGUGGAUUCUCCCAUGGCGGAGGUCACUCAUCUGGAAGUGGCUUCUCUAGUGGCGGCGAUGCCUCCGGUGGAGGAUUCUCCAGUGGCGGUGGAAUCUCCGGUGGAGGAUUUUCAAGCAGCGGAGGAAUCUCUGGUGGAGGAUUUUCAAAUGAUGGUGGAAUCUCUGGUGUAGGAUUCUCAAGUGGCGGUGGAGUGUCUGGUGGAGGUUUCUCCGGUGGAAGCAGUGGUGGAUUUGGUGGUGGAUCUGGAGGUCACGCUGGUGGGUGUCGUGAUGGAGAGAUCCUGCAUGUAGAUGGAUCUUGCGUUGUUCCUGUAAUCACGAGAAAUGUAUUUGUGUAUGAUGCUCCUGAACAAACUCAGCAGCCAAGCGGUCCACCACCAAGUGUCCCACCACCAAAAGUUGACCAUAACAUUCUGUUCGUGCGUCUUCCUGAAGGAGGAGUAGGACCUGAACCCAUCAUCGUUCCUCCACCAAGGCAAGAGAACAUCGUGUAUGUCCUGAACAAGAACGAUGGAGCAGGAGGCCAGCGAGUAAUCGAGGUUGCUGCUCCUCCAGCUACCAACCCCGAGGUUUACUUUGUCAACUACGAAGAUGGAGAGAACCCAACUCUUCCUAUUGGUGUGGAUCUUGAGACUGCUCUUAACGCUGCCGCUAGUGCUGGUGGUCAAGUGAUCGGAGGCGCUGGAGGAUCAGGUGGCUUUGGAGGCGAUGGAGGAUUUGGCGGUAGUGGAUCAGGUGGCUUUGGAGGCGAUGGAGGAUUUGGUGGUAGUGGAGGAGGUGGUUUUGGCGGUAGUGGUGGAAGUGGAGGAUUCGGAGGUUCAGUUGGAGUAAAUGGAGGUUUUGGUGGUGUAAGUAGUGGUAGUGGAGGCUUUAGUGGAAGUUCAGCCGGAAGUAGUGGAGGAUUUGGAGGAAGCGGAAGCAGUGCUGAUACCCCAUCCACUUUGUACUCUGGUCCUUAAAUGUUAGGGAAGGAACAGUUCUACCUUACAAAGUAAUACCUACCUUCGUGUCUAUAUAGUCAGUUAAGAUUUUAUUACUAUUGUUUAUAACUUUUAACAAAUAUAUAUGAAAAAAAGUUUAUAUUUGUUUCUUUAUUUCGAAUAUAAAUGAAUAAAUAAAUAGACGAAUGUCGUAGGUAUUUAAAGGCUGUUGCUAAAUUCUUUCAGAAGAAUAAUUGCAAGAGUGGUCUUGACUUUUUCAAAAUUCAUGACCAAAUAAAUGAUGGAAGGAAAGAAAUGAGAUGAUUUAUGUAGCGGAUAUACAUUCACAUUUCAGAAAAUCAAAUCAUACAAAAUACAUUCAUUAUAGAAAGAUAACUAAGAAAAGUUUAAAUAUAAAAAAACAGAAAUUAUAUAUCAUUCUAAACUAACUUGACCAUAGCAUUCUGCUGUGUGUCUUCCUAAAGGAGGAGCAGGGCUUGAACCUAUUGUUAUUCCUCCACCAAGGCAAGAGAACAUCGUGUAUGUCCUGAACAAGAACGACGGAGCAGGAAGCCAGCGAGUAAUUGAAUCCUGAGGUUUGCUAUGACGAGGGAGAGAACCCAACUCUUCCUAUUGAUCCAAUCUUGAGACUACUCUUAACGCUGCCACUAGUGGUUGUAGUUAAGUGAUGAGAGCCACCGGAGGAGCUUUGGAGCCGAUAGAGGAUUUGGCAGCAGUGAAUAAGGUGGAUUUGGAGGUGAUGAAGGAUUUGGCUGUAGUGGAGGUGUAAGCAGGGUAUUAGGUGGUGCAUGUAGAGUAAGUAGCGAUUUCGGUGGCGUAAGUGGUGAAAGCGGAGGUUUUGGCGGAAGUGGAGCAGGAAAAGUAUUGGAGGAUUUGGAGGAAGUGGAAUCAGUGCUGGUGCUCCAUCCACUUUAAAUUCUAGCCCUUAAAAAUGAGGGAAAGGAACAGUUCCACCUUGCCAAGUAAUAUCUACCUUCAUGUCAAUAUAGCCAGUUAAUAUUUUAUUACCAAUGUUAAUAACUUUUACCAAAUACAUGUAAAAGAGUUUAUACCUUUUUCUUUAUCUCGAAAAUAAAUGAAUAAAUAAAUAGACGUAUGUCGUAGAGACUAGGUCUUGAAAGUUGUGUUGCUGCUAAAUUUAUUCAGUAGACUAAUUGCAAUAAGGGGGUUUACCUGAUUAACAUUCAUGG
Molecule: messenger RNA, 2213 nt
Organism: Penaeus chinensis
Lineage: Eukaryota; Metazoa; Arthropoda; Malacostraca; Decapoda; Penaeidae
Product: glycine-rich protein DOT1-like
Exons: 2
Coding region: 1-1041 (346 amino acids)
Source: RefSeq, a predicted model, not a curated record